UUUUGUGUUCCAAAUAAAAUUUCAUUUUUCCUUUUCCACUUGUCUCUCUCUCUCUCCUAAAACCCUUCUCUGUUUCAUUGUUCCACCGCCAUCCCUAAAAUUUACAAUCUCACUGCAAUUUUCAUAGCAAAAACCCUAAAUUCAGCUAUGGUGUUGAGUAGAAUCUCAUCUCGAUUCUCAAGGAAUAUGUUGACACAGUGCCGCAACUCGCUGCUCCUUUAUUAUCGACAGAGUCAACAGCACCAUGUGCCCAUACUUUCAUGUCAGUUUCAUUCAAUUCGCAAUAUAAGAGAAAAGGUGUCUCUAGUACCUGAAUCCGCCUUGCAACGGUUUGGAAUCUCAUCAUCUGCGUCCCCCCAACCUGAUGAAAAAGAAACAUCUCAGUCCCAAGGUGGAGGAGGAAGCGGAGCAGAGAAAGCUUCAGCUUCUGCUGAUUCUAACGUUCAGGAUGAGAAGAAAGAAUCAGAUUUGGAUUUGGAGGACCUUUCCAGGGAUGACCUGGUGAAAUGUGUGAUUGAGAAGGAAGAACUCCUAAAGAUGAAACAUGAGGAGUUUCAGAAAAUGCAGGAUAAGGUUCUUCGAACUUAUGCAGAGAUGGAGAAUGUCAUGGAGAGAACUAGACGAGAAGCAGAAAAUACUAAGAAGUUUGCCAUUCAGAAUUUUGUGAAAGCCCUUCUAGAUGUUUCUGAUAAUCUGGGCAGGGCUUCUUCCGUUGUAAAAGAGAGCUUUUCCAAAAUUGACGUAUCUAAAGACACAACUGGUGCCGUGCCACUUCUGAAGACACUUCUGGAAGGUGUUGAAAUGACUGAUAAACAGCUGGCAGAGGUAUUCAAAAAAUUUGGUGUUGAAAAAAUUGAUCCUACAAAUGAAGAAUUUGACCCAAAUAAGCAUAAUGCAGUAUUUCAAGUACCUGAUCCUGAAAAGGCUCCCGGAAUGAUUGCUGUUUGUCUUAAGCCAGGGUACUCCUUGCAUGGCCGAAUUAUCCGACCUGCUGAAGUUGGUGUGACAGUAGCCGUGGAGGGUACAGGGAAUUGAUCAAACUACCAACUCCCAAAUUGGUGGCUCACUAAUGUUUUAGAGCGCAUGCAGUUCUAAAAAUCAGAACAUUUUGAUCUUAGGCGAUUUGAGCUCUACAUUCUCUUUCAGGGAAGGUGUUCAUUGUGCAGAUGUUAAAGCUAUAGGUUCAAUGCUCUUUUUUGCCCUUUAUUUAGAGUUGUGUUAAAAUCAAAACAAUCAGAACCCUCUGAUUCAUAAGGCUAUUCUUAUUGUGGGGUAGACACUUCCCCUCUCCACUUCCUUACCAAUACGCAAGUGUUGUUAUAUGUUUUGUACUUUUAAGUGAGGAUUUAACUUAUUCUGCUUGAGAGACGGAUCGCUUUGGUCAUUGCUAAACCGUAUCUCUGAGUGAAAGAAGUCGGUAUUAUUUUUUCAGCUACAGUGAAAAUAAAGAACAUACUUUCAGUA
Molecule: messenger RNA, 1464 nt
Organism: Solanum stenotomum
Lineage: Eukaryota; Viridiplantae; Streptophyta; Magnoliopsida; Solanales; Solanaceae
Product: grpE protein homolog 2, mitochondrial-like
Exons: 6
Coding region: 148-1035 (295 amino acids)
Biological process (GO): protein import into mitochondrial matrix; protein folding
Cellular component (GO): PAM complex, Tim23 associated import motor
Molecular function (GO): adenyl-nucleotide exchange factor activity; protein-folding chaperone binding; protein homodimerization activity
Source: RefSeq, a predicted model, not a curated record